Molecule: messenger RNA, 883 nt
Organism: Myotis daubentonii (Daubenton's bat)
Lineage: Eukaryota; Metazoa; Chordata; Mammalia; Chiroptera; Vespertilionidae
Product: neutrophil gelatinase-associated lipocalin-like
Molecular function (GO): small molecule binding
Source: RefSeq, a predicted model, not a curated record
AAAUAGGGCCCCCAGGCCAGCCUCCUCACUCGCCUCUUCCUCCUUCACCACCUGCCCGGCUCAGCAGCUGCCCAGUUGCCUCAGCCCUGCAACCAUGCCCCGCGGUCUCCUGUGGCUGGGCCUAACCCUACUGGGGGCCCUGCAGACCCAGGCCCAGGACUCCACCCCAAACCUGAUCCCAGCCCCACCUCUGUCCAGGGUCCCGCUGCAGCCAAACUUCCAAGAUGACCAGUUCCAGGGGAAGUGGUACGUCGUGGGCCUGGCAGGGAAUGCAUUUUCAAAGGAAGACAAAGGGUUUAAGAUGUACACCACCAACUACGAGCUGAAAGAAGACCGCAGCUACAAUGUCACCUCCACCCUGCUCAGGAACCAGCGCUGCGACUACUUUGUCAGAACUUUUGUCCAAACUUCCCAGCCCGGCCAGUUCAGCCUGGGCAACAUUAAGGCUUACCCUCCACUGCAGAGCUACACCGUGCGAGUGGCGGCCACCGACUACAACCAGUUCGCCAUGGUGUUCUUCAAGAAGGUUUCCCAAAACCAGGAGUACUUCAAGAUCACCCUCUACGGAAGGACCAAGGAGCUGCCCCCUGAGCUGAAGGAGAACUUCAUCCGCUUUGUCAAAUCCCUGGGCCUCACCGAUGACCACAUCGUCUUCCCUGUCCCCAUCGACAAGUGCAUCGAUGACCAGUGAGCAGGUGGUGCCUCCUCUUCCUCCUUCCCGUUGCCUUCAUCUCUGCCUCCGCCCAAGGUGCCACCCAGCUGCCCCCAGGAGCCGGAUGCCACUGAGAGCCAGGACCCUCUCACAGUGUGGCCCAGCGCUGCUCCCAGGCCACCCUGCUGAUGGAGUUGCUCCUUGACUGCUAAAUAAACACAUGCCCCAGCC